Fomitopsis serialis is the source of this 1501-nucleotide messenger RNA. RefSeq lists its product as uncharacterized. The annotation marks the transcript as partial. NCBI's taxonomy places the organism in Eukaryota, Fungi, Basidiomycota, Agaricomycetes, Polyporales, Fomitopsidaceae. The transcript is spliced from 13 exons. The record is from RefSeq and is a predicted model, not a curated record.
GCAGCUGAGGCCUUACACAACUGAUGACACGGCUCGCCGUGUCCCGAUGGCAUUUGCACAGCGCAGGAGCCCCCUCACGCACAUCGUCGUUGUCCUACAGUUUUGCGGCCUUGUUCUUCUGACGGCGCUGCUUGCGACGCCGGCCCAUCGACACCCAAUCGUCAAUGGCAUAGUCGGCCUAUCUAUCAUACGUUGCAUCGUAGGGAUUGUACCGGCUACUAUUUAUCUGAGCAGCCCCAGAUACCGAGCAUCAUUGGACAAUUUGCAGCAACAUGCAGGAUGGGCACGCUUCUGCGUGGCUGAUUCUCUCCUGUUGAAUUACAUUACAAUCGCGAAAUCAGCGUUCGCUAUCAGUUUCACGCUGGGCUACUUCGCUGACUGCUACGAAGCCCUGUGUUACUUGGCCUGGAAAUUCACGAGCAAUCAUCGUGAUCGUCUAGAGACACAGAAUACACCACAGUUCUUCAAGCGGACAAUCAUCGUGCUUUGCGUUGGUCCAUUUCUCUGGGCCCUGCCGGUGAUACUUGCGCCUGAGUUCAUUCGGUCAGAUGUAUGCGUUGUUAACAAUAACGUUGCGCAAAUCUUGGCCCUGCUGCUCACUCUCAUUCCGCUCACCGUAGCGGUUAUCGCAUCAAUGAUGCUCCUCUUCGUCCUCUGGAAAUAUUACAAGCUGCCUGACCUGCGGCACAGCUUUGAACUGCUUCAUCCACUCCGCAUCGUCCGCUUUGCUGCUCUCGUAUCGACUAUAAUUGUUCUGCAAUUCUGUGACUUAGAGUGCCAGAAUGCCUUCGAGGCAUGGCUGAAAACGAGUUUCACUUGGGAAUCGGUAUCCCCCCUGAUAUUCUUUCUCAUCUUCGCUGCGCAGGAGGAGAUCUAUUCGGUGUGGUGGCAAUGGAUCCGACGGUGGCUACCUCACCGGAGCUUCAAGUCCUCUCGUUUCGACGAGACGACCAUGUCACCCAGCUCAAAGAAAGAUUCCUGCAACCGGCGUCCAUUCUACAUCUUUGCAUGGCUUUCCGGACAUCGCAAUCACGCCGACCAGGAAGAUCCAGACCACUAUGACUCUGCCGUCGUGCUGAGUAAAGCACGCGAUAACCACAGGGCUGGGAGGAGCCCGCAGGGGCAAAUCAUGCACAUAUCGUACGCUCCCUUCACGCCUAGCCACGACCUCCGAGGACUGCCACCCCCACCGCGCCAUCAACGCAGUAGGAGUCAGAGUCCACGCGAGUCGGCCGUGUUCAGGGCUGUACCGUCGCUGUCUGCGUUGGGCCCGAAGCGGAGAGCGACGUCCGAGAGCCGGAAACAGCCUGUGCCGUCACAACUGCUCGACCAUAAGCCUGGUGCCGGCAAAGGUCUGCGGCUGACGCCCUCGGACGAAGGCCGUUCGAAAGGCGAGGUAUCGAGCUGGGCGGAGGAAUUCAUUGGUGGGAUGGAAGAGCACUCGCGACCAGCCAGCGCUGCAGGAGGGGCAGUGGACGCGCUGGAUCUACAGGGACGUUUG